AUGGCGAACGCGCAAUCGAGCCACAUCACCUUCGGCGACAGCAGCCACAGCGUUCAGGUCGGCGUGAACAACGGUCCGAUCCAUAUGACAACUAGUGAGACAAACUCCUGCCACGCGACGGCGCGAUCUGCGACGCCAGAGGAACCUUCAUCCAACGUCCCGUUCCGACGCGACCCCGACUUUGUCGCGCGCGCAGAAGUAACCGCACAGAUCACGGCCACCCUGGCUGCGCCGGCAGCACGGCUGGCGCUGGUGGGACUCGGGGGUGUAGGUAAAUCGCAGAUCGCCAUCGAGUACUGUCAUCAUGUGCGCCAGACGUCGCCGGACACGUGGGUACUGUGGGUCCACGCAAGCAACGCAGGGCGAUACGAGCAGAGCGUACGCGACAUCGCCGAGCUGGUCCGCAUUCCCGGGCGGUCAGAGCCCCAGGCGGACAUGCCUACGCUGUUUCGCAACUGGCUGCGCGAGAGAGCGACGAGGAAGUGGCUAAUCGUGCUCGACAACGCCGACGAAGUAGACUUUCUCGUGGAGCGGACCGAUGGGAAGGCGUCUCUGUUGGAACUGCUGCCGGUACAUGACCAGGGCGCUGUACUAAUCACAUCCAGAAGCAUGUCUGCGGCGACGAGGCUUGUGGAACGAAGUGCUAUCGUGUCUGUCAUACCUAUGAAUGAAGAGCAAGCGACGGCACUCCUGGAGAAGAAGCUCGGGCGAGGAAAAGACAACGGAGCGCUCGCGGCGGCAUUAGACUAUAUGCCGUUAGCCAUGACGCAGGCGGCGGCCUACAUCCAGCAGCGUGGCAUGCGAUCGUCGAUCGCGAAGUAUCUAGAGAAGCUGCAGAAGAGCGAUCGAUCAAAGAAGAGCAUCCUCGACGAGGAUGCUAGCGAUCUGCGGCGGGACCCCGAGGCCAAGAAUGCGAUCAUUCUAACUUGGCAGAUCUCGUUCGAGCACAUCCGUAAGGUGCGGCAUUCGGCGGCAGAUUUGUUGUCGUUGAUGUGCUUCUGCGACCGGCAAGCGAUACCGAGCGUUCUACUACAAGCGUCGGACAAGGACAAAAGGAGCGACAGCAUUACUCAAGAGCAGACCGAUAAUGGAGGGAGCCCGAGCGAUAGUGGGUCCGAGACCUCGUUACAAGCGGAAGAGGAGUUCGAUAAGGACGUCGUCAUUCUGGAGGGGUUCGCUUUUGUGUCGAGCACCGUCGACAGCUCGACGUUCGAGAUGCAUCGCCUAGUGCAACUUGCAACGCGACGAUGGCUGGACUCACAAGGGGAGGCGGAUCAUUGGAAGGAAGUGUUUGCUCGUAGUCUUGACGAUGUAUUCCCAUCGGGAGCCUACGAGAACUGGGAGAUGUGCCAAAAGCUUUUGCCGCAUGCCAUUGCAGCAAUGAGUCUCAAAAUGAAAGAUCGCAACGCAUUGUUGCACAAAGCGUCUAUUUGCAAUCGUGGGGGCCGGUAUAUGAGAGAGCAAGGAUUAUUUAGCAGGUCGGAAGAGAUGUGCCAAUGUUCCAACAACAUACGACAGGACAUAUUGGGCGAGGAGGAUCCCUCGACGCUGACGAGCAUGGCCAGCCUCGCGUUGACGUACUGGAACCAGGGGCGGUGGGGCGAGGCGGAGCAGCUGGGGAUGCGGGUGAUGGAGACGAGGACGAGGGUGCUUGGGGCGGAGCAUCCCGACACGCUGACGAGCAUGGCCAACCUGGCGUCGACCAUGGCCAACCUGGCGGCGACAUACCGGAACCAGGGGCGGUGGGGCGAGGCGGAGCAGCUGUUUGUGCGGGUGAUGGAGACGAGCACGAGGGUGCUCGGGGCGGAGCAUCCCGACACGCUGACGAGCAUGGCCAACCUGGCGUCGACGUAUAUGAAGCAGGACCGAUGGGACGAGGCGGCCGAUAUACAAUUACAAGCGACAGAUGGAUACAUUAAGAUUUACGGCAGCGACCACCCUCACACGCUAGAUGCCGUCGCGAAUCUAGAACACAUCCAGUCGAUGCAGCUUAGACGAUCGGCACCUGUCAAUGUCAAGACAGCGCGUAGCGUAGACUGA
Molecule: messenger RNA, 2040 nt
Organism: Dissoconium aciculare CBS 342.82
Lineage: Eukaryota; Fungi; Ascomycota; Dothideomycetes; Mycosphaerellales; Dissoconiaceae
Exons: 4
Coding region: 1-2040 (679 amino acids)
Molecular function (GO): ADP binding; protein binding
Source: RefSeq, a predicted model, not a curated record